UGUGGGGAAACGGGUACAUCAGCGAGCUCAAAGUCAAUGGGGAGCGUUGGAUUGUUUGGUCACUAUUGGUCUUCAGUCUGAUACCGAGGCGGUGAUUGAGCAACUUCGGGAAUUCAUCUCAGUGUUUCUCCAGAUCUUUCACAUCACUUUAAAGCUUUUGAAAAAUAAAACCGAUUAAAUAGUCAACCGAGCCCGUCUGUAAAGAUUUAGGGCCGUUUUCAAGGCAGUUGUGUCCGCGUUUUUAGUUUCGAUUUGAGGUAAACCGACGGAGAGUGAGAAUGGAGAUCUGCGGUCUUGUGACUGAGAGAAAUGAACCAGUGCCUCUGAAGAGCAUCUCGGUGGAGGUUCUGGUUCAGGAUCAUGUCUCCACAGUCUCCUCCACUCUGCAGUAUGUGAAUGAGGAAGAGCGCCCCCUGGAGGCCUUGUUCGUCUUCCCUCUGCCUGCUGAUGCUGCUGUCUGCCACUUCAGUGCCAAGAUCGGAGAGAAGGAGAUUGUGGCAGAGGUGCAGGACAGAGAAAGCGCCAGGGAUCAGUAUGAUGACGCUGUGAGUUCGGGUCAGCAGGCGUUUCUGUUGGAAGAGAGCGCAGAGAGUCCUGAUGUGUUCAGACUGAGUGUCGGGUGUCUGUCUGCGGGUCAGAACGCUGCCGUCACCAUCAUCUACGUCACCGAGCUCUCUGUGCAGGACGACCACUCGCUGCGCUUCUGUCUGCCGGCUGUACUCAACCCCCGAUACAGUCCAGCAGGUUCAGCUGCUGGUAUAGUCUCUGAGAUUUCAUCGGGAGCUGUUCCCUACACGCUGACUCUCGGUGUUCAUGUGAGCUCUCCAAAGCCCAUCUCCAAACUAGAGUCCAACUGCACUCUGGGUCCUCUGGUGUUCCUCCGCUCUGAUCACACUCAGGCUACGGUGAACCUGAGUCCUGGUCACAUGUUUGAUAAGGACUUUGAGCUGUUUGUGUACUAUCAUGAUACCCAUCAGCCCUCUGCUGUAGUGGAGGCAGGAGUGACCACUGCCCCGCCAGGUUCUCUGAUGAGGGACCCAGUGGUCAUGAUAAGUUUGUACCCAGAGUUCCCAGAGGAAGUGAUGAAAUCACUGGCAACUCGAGGCGAGUUUGUUUUUGUGAUUGACAGAUCAGGCAGUAUGGACUGUGUGAUGCAUGAAGGGGAAGGAGCACAGAUGCGCAUUGAAAGUGCAAAGGACACUCUGCUGUUACUCUUGAAGAGUCUGCCCAUGGGAUGCUACUUCAAUAUCUACGGAUUUGGCUCUGAUUUUGAGUCCUUCUUCCCUAAAAGUGUUGAGUACAAUCAGGACACAGUUGAUCAGGCUCUGAAGAGAGUGAAGGAAAUGCAAGCAGACAUGGGCGGCACAGAGAUAUUACAGCCUCUAAAACACAUCUACAGUCAGCCCUGUUACCCUGAUCACCCCAGACAGCUGUUCAUCUUCACUGAUGGAGAGGUGUCUAACACUAAAGAGGUUCUGGACCUGGUGAAAAGUCACGCUCACUCUCACAGGUGUUUCUCAUUCGGGAUUGGUGAGGGUGCGAGUGCCGCCCUCAUCACAGGAAUGGCCAGGGAAGGAUCUGGUCACGCUCAGUUCAUCACAGACAGCGACCGCAUGCAGCCCAAAGUGAUGCAGUCUCUCAGGUUUGCUCUGCAGCCCGCUGUGCUUAAUAUCUCUGUGGAUUGGACGCUUCCAGACGGUGUUACUGUUGACACGCUGUCUCCACCCUUCAGUGUGCUCUUCCAGGGUCAAAGGGCACUCAUUUAUGCCCAACUUAAAGGAGAGAGUUCAGGAGUCUCUGAGGGAACAGUGACAGUCAAAUACAGUCUUAAAGAUCAACCGGUAACAAACCAGCUCCACUUCCGCCUCAAACCAACUGAAGAAACAGGGUUGUCCAUUCACCGGCUGGCGGCUCGGACCCUGAUCCGUUCUCUGGAGCAGGAGGAGAGGUCCGGUCCUGCAGAUGCUGAGGGCAUCAGGAGCAGGAUGGUGGAGCUCAGUGUUCAGUCAGGAGUGAGCAGUGUUCAUACAGCCUUCAUUGCUGUGAAUAAAGACAGCAGACAGACUGUGAAAGGACCCCUGCUGCAGAGAAGAGUGCCGACAUACGAUGCCCUGAUGCAAGCACAAUGUUGUAAGACAACGAUUAUUUAGGCACAUCCUUGUGGCAGAUUUAAGCACAUUCAGCCACAUCAAGUGAUUUGCAGCUGGAGAUGAGGAAAUAUAUCACAAACUCUUUUUUUUUUCUUCCAAGAAAUGUAAUAAAAAUAUAUCUUGUGCAGCCAUAGCACAGCUGGUAGAAUCAUAAAAAUGUCACACAUGUGAGGAGAAUGAGUCUGUGUGCAGGUUUACUUCUGACAUUUUGAAAUGGUUAUUUAAAAAUUAAGUUUUAACAGUGUUUACAUGUCUAUCUAUUGAUUUUAAUAUGGUUACAGACGAACCAGGUGCAAAUUCACCAGGCAACAUUUAUUCCUUAAAACUGCAGUCUACCAAAGCGUGUCAAAAAAGCCUAUACUAAAUGAGCUAAGGGGUGUAGAGUUGUAUUCAAUCCAUUUAAAGGAAUGAAGAAAUAUUUUCACAUUUAUUUAUGUCAAGCAAAGUAACAAAUUCAAGCAAACAAGAGUCAAGCAAUAAAGUCUUGUGAAUAUUAUUCAACAAUAAAUAAUUUAGACUAUUUAUGUAAGUAUUAUGUAAAUUGUGCAGAUUGUUCGUGCAGAUUUUUUGUCACUUGACUAUUUGAUGUUUAUUUGAUGUGUUUAGUUCAUUGAGAUUUGAAAUCAAUGUUUUUCAGGUCUACUAAGAUGUUCCCUGUUAGAAUUUGAUUGUUCAUCCAAACCAAAGAUCGGAUUCAGGACAAGUAACACAAUGAAUACACAGCGUCACCAAAGCUCACUAGGUAUAAAACACAAAUGCAGCAUUAUCUCACGGUUAACGAUCAUUGUUUUUAUUUGCAGAGAUCCAGAAUUUCUUCCGCCGUGGUUCUAAGGAGCCUGUGCUCCGUUCCAUAUCUAAGAAACAAAUACAUCCUGAAAAGGCUGAGGUAAAAUGUUCAGAUGCUCCUGAACCCCCGAAGGACGCUCUUCUUCAGCUGGUUUCUCUCCAGAAGGCGUCCGGCUGCUGGGAUCUGGACGACGCUCUGGCUGAUGUGUUUGGGAAGACGGAGGAUGAGCUGACCGAUCAGAAACCAGCACAGUGGAUGAUGGUCUGUACACAGGUGGAUGGGUCAGUAUGGGUCACUCUCCUGGCUCUGAUCUGGUUAUACGGCUGUAAAAUAGAGCAGCAGGUGGAGUGGCAGUUUGUGGCCAUGAAGGCAGCGUCAUGGAUCGGCUCUCAGAAAGUGGGAGAUCUGUCUCAGUGUGUGUGUGCGGGGAAUGUCCUGCUCGGAUGUCAGGUGACCAAAGAGACUCUGGGAAUCUGAAGACGUCAGCGUUUGUUUCUACAUCCUGAUCCGUCAGAAGACAAACAACUGUUAGUGUUUCA
This is a messenger RNA of Puntigrus tetrazona (Sumatra barb), 3476 nucleotides long. RefSeq names its product von Willebrand factor A domain-containing protein 5A-like. The record is from RefSeq and is a predicted model, not a curated record. Lineage: Eukaryota; Metazoa; Chordata; Actinopteri; Cypriniformes; Cyprinidae. Bases 279 to 2150 code for a protein of 623 amino acids. The transcript is spliced from 18 exons.